Messenger RNA from Rotaria sp. Silwood1, 1338 nucleotides. Lineage: Eukaryota; Metazoa; Rotifera; Eurotatoria; Philodinida; Philodinidae. The record is from the annotation of a GenBank genome assembly.
AUGAGACAUUUUAUUGAUUAUGAUGAUCCUGAUAAUGGUAGAUUUAGUUUUAAUGCAAUUAUUUCUGAUGCUGAUUUAAGAAUAACAUAUUUGCCUGUAUGGAAAAAACUUAUUUAUGAAAAAGCAAUUGUUGGUAUAAUGAGUGCAAUAAGUGCCGUAAAUGGUAUAUCAUCAGCAGCAAAUAAAUAUUUAUUAAAUGAUGUAUUACGUAAUGAAUGGAAUUUUACUGGCUAUGUUAUAAGCGAUUGUGAUCCUGUAGCUGAUAUACAGAAAUCAUUUCAUUAUACAGCAACAUUAGAACAAGCUGUUGCUAUAUCUGUAUCAUCUGGUAAUGAUAUUAAUUGUGAUACAGAAUUUAAAUUAUUGCAUCAGGCACUUACACAUAGUUUUGUUAAUUUUGAUACAAUUAAUUUAGCUAUACGUCGAGGUUUACGUUCAAGAUUUUUAAGUGAUAAUUUUGAUCCAAUUGGUACAGAUCCAUAUUCUUCAAUACCUUAUUCAAUUGUUGAUAGUUUAGAACAUAAAUUAUUAACAAAACAAAUUGUUACUAUUGGUCCAUCAUCAGAUGAUAUAAGUGUUCAAGCACAUACAUAUCAUGAUACACCAAGUAAAUUGAUAACAACAUUAGAUGGUAUACAAUCUAUUGCAUUAAAAUAUAAUGUAAAUGUUGUUCAUACAUGGGAUGCAUCUCGAAGAAAUAAUAGUGAUGAAGAUUUUGCACAUGCUAUAGAAUUAUCUGGUGAAAGUAAUAUAAUUUUAUUUGUUGAUGGUUUAGAUGAAAGUUUUGAAGAAGAAGAUACUGAUCGUAAUACAUUACAAUUACCUGGUGGACAAUUAGAAUUAAUUAAAUUGCUAAUGAAAUUAAAUAAAACAUUUGCAAUAUUAAUUAUAUCUGGUUCAUCUAUAUCAGAACCAUUGAUUGUUAAUGAAAAUCUAGCAGCAUUAUUAUGGAUAUCAUAUUUUGGACAUGAUUGUUUACCAUUUACACUACCAAUAAAUACAAGUCAACUGUUACCCAUAGAUGAUUAUUCAAUGAAUAAAUCACCAGGUAGAACAUAUCGUUAUUUAGAUUAUAAUAAAGCACCACCAUUAUUUCCAUUUGAUUAUGGUUUAUCGUAUUCAAAAUUUACAUUUAAUUCAAAACUAAUCAUUUUUCCUAAUCCAAUAAAUAAUCUUGAUACUGAUAUUACAACAAAUAUAAGUAUCAUAAAUGAAGAUCCAUACCGUGCACAAUUUGUCGUACAAUUAUAUUAUGAAUUUCCAAAUUCAACAGUAAUUAAAUUAUCGAUACGAGAAUUAUUACAAUUUACCAAAAUAAUAUUUGAAAAAAAAGAAUGA